Molecule: messenger RNA, 3825 nt
Organism: Nannospalax galili (Upper Galilee mountains blind mole rat)
Lineage: Eukaryota; Metazoa; Chordata; Mammalia; Rodentia; Spalacidae
Gene: Nelfa
Product: negative elongation factor complex member A
Exons: 11
Coding region: 142-1746 (534 amino acids)
Biological process (GO): negative regulation of transcription elongation by RNA polymerase II
Cellular component (GO): NELF complex
Source: RefSeq, a predicted model, not a curated record
GCCGCGACGCUCGGCAGCCGCCCUGGCCUCCCGCCCGAGGCCCCGCCCCGCGCCCGCGGGCGCCGCCAUGUUGGGGGUCCUCGCCGAGAGCACGUAGGCGUCCGCGUAAGAUGCCGUCCCGCGCGCGUCGCGGCCGACAAGAUGGCGUCCAUGCGGGAGAGCGACACGGGGUUGUGGCUGCACAACAAACUGGGCGCCACGGACGAGCUGUGGGCGCCGCCCAGCAUCGCGUCCCUGCUCACGGCCGCCGUCAUCGACAACAUCCGCCUCUGCUUUCACCGCCUGUCGUCAGCCGUGAAGCUCAAGCUGCUGCUCGGCACGCUGCACCUCCCGCGCCGCACAGUGGACGAGAUGAAGGGUGCCCUCAUGGACAUCAUCCAGCUGGCCACCCUGGACUCGGACCCCUGGGUCCUCAUGGUUGCUGACAUUCUGAAGUCCUUUCCUGACACGGGCUCCCUGAACCUGGACCUUGAGGAGCAGAACCCCAACGUUCAAGACAUCCUAGGAGAACUUAGAGAAAAAGUGGGGGAGUGCGAGGCAUCCGCCAUGUUACCGCUGGAGUGCCAGUACCUGAACAAGAAUGCCCUGACCACGCUCGCCGGGCCCCUCACCCCGCCAGUGAAGCAUUUCCAGCUGAAGAGGAAGCCCAAGAGCGCCACGCUGCGUGCAGAGCUGCUGCAGAAGUCCACCGAGACGGCGCAGCAGUUGAAGAGAAGCACUGGGGUGCCAUUCCACGCCAAGGGCCGGGGGCUGCUCCGCAAGAUGGACACCACAACUCCUCUCAAAGGCAUCCCGAAGCAGGCCCCCUUCAGAAGUCCCACCACACCCAGUGUCUUCAGCCCUGCAGGGAACCGGACCCCUAUCCCACCUUCGAGGACACCGCUGCAGAAGGAAAGGGGUGUGAAGCUCCUGGAUAUCUCUGAGCUGAACACUGUCGGUGCUGGCCGAGAGGCAAAGAGGAGGAGGAAGACCUUAGACACAGAAGUGGUGGAGAAGCCAGCCAAGGAAGAGACAGUUGUUGAAAAUGCCACCCCAGACUAUGCUGCUGGCCUGGUGUCCACACAGAAACUAGGGUCUCUGAACAGUGAGCCAGCACUGCCCUCUACAAGUUACCUGCCUUCUACACCCAGUGUGGUCCCUGCCUCAUCUUACAUCCCCAGCUCGGAGGCCCCUUCAGCCCCACCUUCCCGGGAAGCCAGCCUGCAGGCCAGUCGGCCACCUGAGGAGCCCAGCACCCCAAGCCCCACACUGCCAGCACAGUUCAAGCAGAGGGCGCCCAUGUAUAACAGUGGCCUGAGCCCAGCGACACCAGCACCUGCAGCACCUACCUCACCCUUGACACCUACCACACCCCCAGCCGUCGUCCCCGCUGCUCAGACACCCCCAGUGGCCAUGGUGGCCCCUCAGACCCAGGCUCCUCCUCCUGCCCAGCAGCAGCCUAAGAAGAACCUGUCCCUCACGAGAGAACAGAUGUUUGCUGCCCAGGAGAUGUUCAAGACAGCCAACAAGGUCACUCGGCCAGAGAAGGCCCUCAUCCUGGGCUUCAUGGCUGGCUCCCGAGAGAAUCCAUGCCCGGAGCAGGGAGAUGUGAUCCAGAUCAAGCUCAGUGAGCACACAGAGGACCUGCCCAAAUCGGACGGCCAGGGCAGCACCACAAUGCUGGUGGACACAGUGUUUGAGAUGAACUACGCCACAGGCCAGUGGACACGCUUCAAGAAGUAUAAGCCUAUGACCAAUGUCUCCUAAGGCUGCCACCUUUGCUGCUGACCCGGAUUCCAGGAUGGAGGACUGCUCUGAGUGGCCAAGGGCAGAUACCACAGGACACGCCCUCCCACCGCCUGCCUUCCACAGGCCACUGGGCCCCAGCUGGUUUAAAUUUUAGAUAUUCCUCUGGGGUGUUUGGGCUUAUUUUUUUUUUAUAUUUUAAUAUGGGUUACUUUUCAUGUGACUAAUAUACUUGGAUUUAAUAUUACAUUUUUGAAUGCUAAACCAAAAGUUACAACUUUCUAAUUUUAGUGUCUGUUAAGAUUUGACCUUUUAAAUUUUUCUUAAAGUCCACUGGCUGCGAGGGCUUUCUCUGCUCAUCCACGCCCUUCCCUGUGAGGUUGAGGGGACCAGAAGUGACACCCGCAGGCUAGGGUGUGAAAGGGCUUAACCCUCCCAUGUCAGGAGAUGACAGGCCUCACCACUGCUGCCUGCUGGGUUUUGUAUUUCUCUUUGUACAGUUGUGGACACUGGCGAUCUGUCUCUGGGCACGUUUUCACUGUAAAUGGAUCUGAGUAUUAAAGUUUAGCUUUUCUAAAGCAAAGCCACAGAGCUUGUUUCAGGCCAGCAUAACUCUCUGCUCUGGGAGCAAACCUUCCCUGUGUAGUUCCUGGAACCCAGAGGGAGGAGAGGCUGGGAGACCCCCAAAGCCACCCUAGACCUAGACCGGGGCUGGGAAGUGGGUGGGGUCAGCAUGGGGAAGGGAGAACCACCCCAUAGGAGGUCACUGGCCCAGGGAAUGACCAGCUCCUGGCCACAGGGCUGGAAAAUAAGCAGCAGCCCCCACCCCCAACCACUUUGCAUUUCGUAGGAAUUUGAGAACUGAAUUAUGUUCGAAAAAAAGAGGUGAGCAUUUCACCACCAUCAGAAUUCCCCUAGUUUGAGCAUCUGCUCCUUGGUAGAGCAGAGGUAGAGCCAGCCUUGUGCCCGCUACCCUUCAACAGCAUCUGGGAAACAGGUGUCAAAAUAAUCCCAUGUAAAGUAAGUGUAAGAAAAAGGCCUUUAAAGUUUUUUAAUACAAGAAUACAUUUGCAGACACGACUUUUCAUGUUAACGCUAUUUUCCCGCCACCCCACUGGCAGUUCUCAAGUCUGUUUCCGUGGGCCCCCUCCUCAAAAUGAGUUUCAAGCUUUUGAGUCUUCCCUGUCAAACCUGGUGAGCACACCCAGCAUCCUAAAAGGAACUUCCGGCUUUAUAGUUUAAGAAGUUGACACCAAUAGGCACAUUUGAACUUAUAUUUAAUUUCUGAUAGGGCAUUUCACAUCUCAACAGGAUAUGCUGACACCAUGGACACAGCAUGUUACUCUACUGACUAACAGUCGUCAACUACACUUCUCAUAGAUGAAGAUAUUUGGCAACUGACAGUUGUUUACAUUAACUUCUCAAACAGGCGUUUAAUCCUUGAAAAUCAGGUAGCUCUGGAAGAUGGACAUGUCACACCAUGCUGCCAACAUCACAGUAAACACUUUGAAGCCACCAGAAGUGCUUAACUGAGUGUGCCUGAGAGCCAGGGAGUCCUGGGUGCUGGUGCCAGGGAGGGGGCCGUGCGCUCCUUCAGGGACCAGCACCUGGGUCUUCACCACUCUCGCCAGCUUUUAACAGUGGUAUGGUUCCGCAGCCUCGGAGGCCAGUGCUAGCAUGGAAACACCAGGUGUGUGCGCCAGGGCUGCUGCCAACCCUACAGGGCUGUGCAUGAUGAGGCGUGUGCAGGGCUCAGGUACAGCUCCCGGUUGGUUUCUGAUGCCAAGGAGUUUGGGCAGUUUUCAUUUGUUUUACUUCACAUUCAGGACAAAAGCUUGGGGCUGAUGCUCAGAAAAUCACCAAAUCUUCCCCAGAUUCAAAAUACUGGCCAGUUCCAGAAUCAGUGGGAAAAACCACCACCCUAAGCUGUUACUUUAUAAACUGCUUUGUUUUUAGUUAGUGUUAUUUGCUCAUUAAUAGUUUUUGGGAAGGGGAAAUCGUCUGAAAAUUUUGCAAUAUUUCCUUCAGAAAGAUCAUAAAAUAAUUUGGAAGUAAUAUCAAAGUGACUCAAAAAUCAUUUAAGGUCCAAAAAAAAAAAAA